This is a messenger RNA of Pelobates fuscus (common spadefoot toad), 2245 nucleotides long. RefSeq names its product solute carrier family 35 member G2 (gene SLC35G2). The record is from RefSeq and is a predicted model, not a curated record. Lineage: Eukaryota; Metazoa; Chordata; Amphibia; Anura; Pelobatidae. The transcript has 2 exons. The coding region runs from base 208 to 1440 and encodes 410 amino acids. Gene Ontology annotation, cellular component: membrane.
CAAGCUCCCUAUAGACCCAUAGUUGGAACCUUGCUGGGCUUUCCUUGGGAUGUGAGAACAUCUAUAGAGCACUGGAGAGGGGCAGAGGACCACCUGAAGCCAUGCCAGUCCCCUGUACCUUCCACUGCAACCCAGCUGUCUGCUGAGGCUAGUUCUACCACCUAUACAUGCAGCCCCAGCUCCUGGGACCAGAGGUUAACUGAAGAUAUGGACAAGUCUCCUUCCAAACCUUUUUCAGCCAAGAAGAGGGUAAAAAUACACCCAAAUACUGUGACAGUUAAAUACACAUCUCAUUAUCCGCAACCUGGAGAUGAUGGAUAUGAUGACACCAGUGAGGACAAUGGAGGCUUUGUUGAGGAGAACCCCAAAAAACGACUUUUGGGAGAUGCCAAAAAGAAAACCUUUUUUGGCACUAUGGAUUCCAGGCAAAAGCAGAUGGAUGACCCUGACAAUGGGCUUGCUCAGCAGCUGCAAAGUUUUGCGGACAGCUCUAUUCUCCAGUCGCGGAAAAUGUGGGCAGUCUUAUUUGGAUCAGCUUUGGCUCAUGGAUGUGUAGCAUUAAUCACUAGACUGGUUUCUGAUCGUUCCAAUGUGCCAUCUCUGGAGUUAAUAUUCAUCCGCUCUGUUAUGCAAGUAUUGUCCAUUUUAAUGGUAUGUUAUUAUAAAGAAGCACCUUUUGGUCCCCCAGGGUACAAGUUACGAUUAUUCUUCUAUGGUGUAUGCAAUGUUAUUUCCAUAACAUGUGCCUACACGUCUUUCUCUAUUGUUCCUCCAAGCAAUGGAACCAUAAUGUGGAGAGCAACAACCACUGUCUUCAGUGCCAUCUUGGCCUUCUUACUGCUAGAUGAACACAUGGCAUACAUUGAUUUAAUUACUGUAGUUUGCAGUGUAUUUGGAGCCUGUUUGGUCAUGAUACCAAAUAUUGUUAAUGAAGAAAAUUCGUACCUUGGUUUCUGGAAAGAAGCAUUUGGUUAUACAAUGACAGUAAUGGCUGGACUGACCACAGCACUAUCUAUGAUAGUCUACAGAUCAAUUAAAGAGAAGGUUAGCAUGUGGACUGCUCUCUUUACCUUUGGGUGGACUGGAAGUGUGUGGGGAGCAUGCACCAUGUUUAUUCUGCAAGAACCCAUUAUACCAUUGGAUGGAGAGACCUGGGGAUACCUUCUUGCCAUCUGUUUAUGUUCUACGGUAGCAUUUUUAGGUGUUUACUAUGCCUUGUAUAAAUUCCACCCAGCAUUGGUCAGCACAGUUCAACAUCUGGAGAUUGUUGUAGCCAUGAUCCUUCAACUUCUUGUACUGCGCAUGUAUCCCAGUGUCUAUGAUCUUAUUGGUGGAGCUGUCAUCAUGACAAGCGUCUUUGUGUUGGCUGGUUACAAACUCUACUUGGGUAGGAAAGGACGGCAAGAUUAUCAAGAAAUAUUGGACUCUCCCAUUAAAUGAGAGCUGACAUGUCCCCGUUGACUUUUUUAGUGUGUAACUAUGUUGCGUGUUCCACAUUCCACCCUGCGGGUAACCAAACCUGUGAUUUCAGUGCAGAGUUAAAAAGCACCUUUACAAACAAAUAUCUAUAUAACAUAAAAAUAACUGUUUUAUUUAUAUAGCUAGGUAUUAUAAACGGGUCUACAAAGCCUCAAAAAAUAUAUUUUAGAAAAUACUGAAAUCUUAGUAUUAACGUUUAAGACCCAAUUAAUCUGGUUAAGCAUAAUUGGUGGUGUCAUGACCUUGACUUGGCUUUAAUAUAUAUUGUAAAGCAAAUGUGGCAAUUUUAAGUUUAAAAUUUCAUGAUGGUAAAACUAUUCUUGCAGGGUCGUAUCUAUAGUUUGCAUCUGGUGAAAUCUGCUCAGAAGUGUUCAAUAUUUCAUCAUGUCAUCAGUGAUGUGAGUUGUCAAGGAGAAAACUGUUGUCAAGUGAAGUGCGACCAAAAAAGGAAUUCUAGUAGUUUCCAAUUUAGUCAACCACCAGUGUUCUCCAAAGUAAGUACCAUAGCUAUGGUAUAAUAAUGUAUAUAAUAUAUAAAAAGUGCCCUCUUCUAAUAUUUGCACCCUUGGUAAAUAUGUGCAAAGAAAACUGUGAAAAAUUGUCUUUAUUGUUAACCUUUUAAUAUUUUAAUAAAAACACCCAAAAAUACUUUGCUCUCAUGGUUAUCAAACAAUUGCAAAAGGUUUAUAAAAAAAAAAAUACUUUGUUAAAUAUAUGUGUGGCACAAUUAUUAGCUACCCUGUAAAUUCAUAUGAGAAAAAUAUAU